Messenger RNA from Carlito syrichta (Philippine tarsier), 820 nucleotides. RefSeq names its product transmembrane protein 229A (gene TMEM229A). The transcript has a single exon. The coding region runs from base 31 to 429 and encodes 132 amino acids. The record is from RefSeq and is a predicted model, not a curated record. Lineage: Eukaryota; Metazoa; Chordata; Mammalia; Primates; Tarsiidae.
CCGGACCUGCUGCGCUUUCUUUUCUUCGGGAUGCACGGCUUUCUGGAUGAGAUCUUCUUCACCUUCUUCUUCAACGUGCUGGGGCAGGGGGCCGGGGCCACCAGCGGCCACACGUCGAUCUGGUCCUUCUUUAUGUACGGAAGCUGCAGUUUCGUGGUGGAAAAGCUCUACUUCCACCUGCACCACAGCCGUGGUUGGGGCACCUGGAAGCGGGUGCCCAUCUACGUGCUCUUCAUCUACGCGUGGGAGUUGUCCUGGGGUCUGGGACUCCGCAUGUGCGGGGCUUGCUCCUGGGACUAUUCUCACUACCCGCUCAACUUCAUGGGUCUCAUCACCCUGAUGUAUUUACCUGGCUGGAUAUUCCUCAGUGUGUACCAGGACCUGCUUUCCAACGUGUUGUGGCGGGUGCAGUACGUGCCAACUAACUAAAACCAAAAAAGAAAAAGAAGAAAGGAAAAAGAAAGGAAGGAAGAGAAAGAGAAAAUGUCACCGGAUUCCCACAAAUGAAUGCGAUUUAUUUUUACACAUUUAAAAUGGAGUGGUUUGUUGUUGUUUUUUUUUUUUUAGUCUUUUAAUUUUUAUACACUUUACUAAACUCUUCCAAAAUGUUUUAGUCUUUCUGACUAUUUGGAACCUAUGGAUAAUACAAUACUUUAAAAUAUCACUCGAAACAUAAAGUACUUAACUCGUCAAUAUUUUAAAACCUUGACAAGCCCAAACAGCAAAACCAUUAUACCUUAACAUCAGAAAGCUGUAGUAUUUACUUAUAUGAGUAUACAUAAGUGAUAGCUACUAAUUUUGGGGGGGGGGGGGUAAGGAA